GUUUUUAAAUAUUCAUGUACGUGACUCGCCUGUGCAAACAUCGGACAGUCAACAACGCUUAGUUUAGUCCACUCGCAGUUUUCAUUCGUCACACAAGGAGUAAAUCUUUGGUUUUUGAGAGAUUAAAGUCAAGAUGGCAGAAACAGGAGUUGCCUUCUCUGGAGGUGGUAUCCGUUCAGCGGCCCUAUGCUCUGGUGUUCUGCGCAGGCUUUUACAGCGCAACGCCAAGAUCGACUACCUAAGCUGCGUGUCGGGGGGAGGUUACACAGGCACGGCCUACCUGGACUGGAAAUACAGACAUGGAAAGAAAGACGAUCCAAAAUGGCACACAGAGUUCUUUGAUCACAUGAGAGAGAGGGCUGGAUUAAUGUGCAACUGGCAGAAAACACUGAGCGGAAUGUUUGACACCAUAGUGCUGCUUUUUUUAAUGCUUUUUGUUUCAGUUAUAAUGCCCACAAUCGUGUGGGGAUCGUACGUUUGCCCCCUUGCUUACGUCAUCGAUUUCAUAUUUGGAGAUCUGCUGCGAGCCGAGGACGAAGAAGAGGAAGAUUGCGAAGAUCGCAGAGCAAGCCCGAGGAGACAAGGGCCAAUUGCAGGAGGAAAUGCCACAGCUGGCGAACGAAGGCCUCGGUGUCCUAUACAGCCUGGAUCUAAGGCCUAUACAAGGGUGGUUCUGUUUUCUGUUCUGGCAAUCCUUUUCAUUGCUCUCUAUUUGGCCGCAAAAAGAUCAAAAACUGCUUUGUCAUCAAAGCUUUUCAUCGUCUCUGCCAUUAGCGGUCUACUAUUUGCCUUCACGUUUAUUCCGUUCUUUAUUUAUUACUUCUUUAACUUGACUCCUGCUUGGAUGCAACUCAUAAUCUUUGUAUUUUCUAUUUUUGUAUGGUUUUUCUUCCCGGUUCUUAGAGGCAGAUCGUCCCUAGUUCUAGUAAUUUAUCUCUAUGCUUACUUCGUGUAUUGGAAGGUUUUUGAAGCCACUGUAUUUGGUGUGGAGUACUCUGAUCAUCGUUUCUAUUCACUCCUCUUUACUUCUGGCAUCGCUCUGUAUUUUGUCCCAGCCUUAGGAGCUAUUCAGCAGCGACUCGUUCAUGUCUUCAACAGGUGGAAGCUGCAGAAAGCUUUCUACACAAACGCCAGUGUGGGUUUAUCAGGAUGCGGCGGAAUUGGUAUGGAUGACCUUGUUUUAAGAACCUUUUUCACCAGGCCGAGUAAGCACGAGCAACUUGCUGAUAAUGAGCAAGGACCUUUGACCCUUGGUGACCUGGAAGGAAUCAAACCGCAGUACUUGUCGAACAUUGUUGUUAAUGAAUGGCUCAUCGGUGAGAGAGAGGAAGAGUUGAAAUACGAACUUCUAGUGAUGUCGCCAACAGAGAUAGAACGCUUGGAUAGACGACCAGGACAAGAUCAGUUCGAAGGAAAACUUGAACCUCAAGACAUUAAGCUGUCGACCGCCAUGGCAACAUCCGCUGCUGCAGUUGCUCGACACAUGGGCGCCUAUCAAAAGUCAACAGAGAGCAUUAAGCAAUUGCAAAUCGUGUUGGGUCUCGGUAUGGGUGCAUCCAUGAUUUCGGACUGGGAAGGUGCAAUGAAAGAAAACUGUUGUUGGAGGAUGCUACCCAUUCUUGUCGAGGUUCUGCGAGGUCUCCCCCUGGUAACCUUUCCACUUGUAUACUUUGCGGGGGGUAGCGAGACGUGGGUCGCCAUUGGCGUUUUGAUUUUCUUCAUCGUGCUUCUAGUGUUCGUAUUUUUUGCUGUGAUGAAGACUGGACGUCAAAACCCAAACAAACUCGAACUGGUAGCAAGAUGGUUCAUCACCAAUAUCCCGUUCGUCCGCUUUAUUCGUGAAUUGUUGGUUGUUGCCAACGAAGGCCCCAUGCCCCCUCCUAUCUUACGCUUAAGUGAUGGCGGCCACAUCGAAAAUCUUGCCAUUCUUCCUCUCCUAAAGAAACGCUUACCCAAGAUUGUUGUUGUGGAUGGUGGCCACAAGACUAAUGACAUAGAAUGGGGAGAAAGCUUACUAGACGCCUUGGAGUUGGCUCGUAAAAAGCUGCACUGUUCCUUUAAUGGCAUGGAUGGCCGUGACAUUAUUGAAGAUCUAAAGGAGAAUUUUAUUUAUACACCAAAGGGUCACCAGCCAAGGAGCUACAGGUUUAAAGUUACUUACUAUGAAAAAGAAGACGAAUACUCAAAGGGAACCAAAGUUGGCGAGGGUGAAAUUCUCCUCAUUUCCCCAAGACAUCCUGUUAAAGGUGUUCGGAAAGAAGAACCAGUGCCAUGGAAGGACGCUCUACGUGACAUAGACGUAGAUCUCGAAGCGGCUAAAUGGGGAGAGAGUCCUCAGCAAGAUGCCGAUGAAGUCGACGAUUUAACCUUUUGUUGCUGUGAGAGCUGUCAUAGCUUCAAGUGCCAAAAGUUGUCGAAUUACCUAUGCGGUGUCUUCCCACAACACAUCACGGCCAAUCAGUUUUUCACUCCCCGCAUGUUCGCUGCGUACCAUCGAGAAGGAUACAACGGAUGCGUAGAGGCUGAAGCCGCUGAAUUCCUGGCUGCUGACAUCCAGAUCGAGGUGACAGAUACGGCUUAACUUCAAAUAAGAAUCCGAUAAAGCCGGCAGUCACUUAAAGAGUAGUUAAUAGUUAAGAUUUUUUUUGUAAGGGAGGAUAUCUCGUUUGACUAUGUCUUAUAGACCGUUUGAAUUUUGAACGUUGACGAUGUUCCUGUCUAAAUUGAAGGCUACCCUUUUUAAUGGGGGCCAGGAUGCAAAUGUGAUCCGGUUCUUAUUACAAAGUAUGAAGGUUUGGCGUAGUAACUGUUAAAGAGCGAGAUAUCAUCUCUUAACAGGACUGAAGAUAUUUAGAAAACUAUGGGAAGACAAAAUAAAAACCAUAAAACUACGUUCUCUUGAUUAAACUAAUAGAGCCGCUGAUCAUUACGAAGUUUGGUCGUUGUUUUUAUUAGCAAAAGUGCGUUGUACGCGCAACAACCCAAUCAGAGUUAUCAAGAUCUAAUUAAUUGCCUUACUUAAAUUUCGCUUCCAUGGCGAGGCCUUGUAGUUCAGUUUUGCUCUCCUCAAUAAGAUAAUACCGAGGGGAUGGACUGUAAGCGUUGUACAUAUGAUCGCAAGGUAAAACAUCCGCCUCAUUCAGCAUUGACAUAAAACUCUAUUACACGUGGAGGCAAUUUUGAAAAGUCCUCAGUGUCAGUUCCUAAAGGUAAUAUCUAUCGAUCCUUGGUGUUCAGUUUACCUCGCGAUGGUCUAUUCCGUUUAGAGAAACUUUCAAGUUGCUAAGUUCCGAUCUGUGUUAAUUAUUCAAGCUGCUUCAUACAAACUGGUAUUUUCAGGGUUAUAUUCUAUUUAGCUAAAAUUGUAUCAUGACACCAGUAUCGCUAAACUAAGAAUCGCAUGAAAAUACCGAUGGAGUGAAAAUUAUUUCAAAAUAAAGGUGUGGUUGAGCUA
This is a messenger RNA of Pocillopora damicornis (cauliflower coral), 3454 nucleotides long. RefSeq lists its product as uncharacterized. NCBI's taxonomy places the organism in Eukaryota, Metazoa, Cnidaria, Anthozoa, Scleractinia, Pocilloporidae. The record is from RefSeq and is a predicted model, not a curated record. Gene Ontology annotation, molecular function: calcium-dependent phospholipid binding; calcium ion binding. Gene Ontology annotation, biological process: glycerophospholipid catabolic process. Gene Ontology annotation, cellular component: cytosol.